AUGGUAUUAUACAGCUUUUCACAGCAUGGAAACAAAAGAGUUGAAGGCAAUGAAGGACCUGGAAGUGAUGUAUUGACAACACCCAUUUCAAAGGAUCUGUGUCUGAAACCAGAAUCGAGGAGUUCUGGGAAAGUUCUCAACAAGAAGAGAAGCUAUGCACAGUUCCAUUUGGACUUGGGUCAAUCUGAUUUCAAUUUCCGUACAUGUUCCGCAUGUGGGGUUAAAUAUGCUCCUGGGGAAGAAGAGGAUGAGAAGAACCAUAAAACAUUUCACAGGAAUUACACUCACGGGAAUGAAAGGGUCGUUCAUAUGCCUUGCUCUGAGUUGGGGCGCAUUGUUUUGGUGUUAGGCAGUUACUCUCCUGCUCAGAGAAAUAAGGUACAGGAGGUUGUAAAGAUGAUGGAAAUUGAACUUGGUGGUGGAUGGAUUUUUCAUAAGCUCUGUAAGGCAAGAGGUUUCUUGACAAUUAUCAAAUUUUUUCUCAUGUGGGCUUUGGUGUAUCUAUUUAUAUCUUCUCAGAGAGUUGCUGGUUGUCUAGUUGCUGAACCAAUAAAAGAAGCAUUCAAAGUCCUUCCUUGUUCAGUGGAUAAAAGAUCUGAUGCUACUAAAAAGAAUUCGAAAUCAGAUUCAACCACUCUUCGAUUUGGGGAAAUCAAAUUGCAGAGGGAAACCACAAAAAAAGCCCCCACUGUCAAUUCUCUUGAAGUGUUGGAUAGGAAGAGCAAUGGAGCUAUUGUCUGUGAAGAGAAAGCUGUGUCCGCUAUUUGUGGCAUUAGAGCAAUCUGGGUCACUCCCUCUAACAGAAGAAAGCGCAUUGCCGCCCAGUUACUGGAUGCUAUAGCAUUCUCCCCACCAACGUCAGCAGGAAAGGCAUUAACAUUCAGUUAUACUGGAACUGCAUCAUUCAUGGUGUACAACCCUAAUGCUGUGGACAGUUGA
Hevea brasiliensis (rubber tree) is the source of this 939-nucleotide messenger RNA. Its product is annotated as protein CHROMOSOME TRANSMISSION FIDELITY 7-like. Bases 1 to 939 code for a protein of 312 amino acids. The record is from RefSeq and is a predicted model, not a curated record. Gene Ontology annotation, biological process: mitotic sister chromatid cohesion. The transcript has 7 exons. Gene Ontology annotation, cellular component: nucleus; chromatin. Gene Ontology annotation, molecular function: protein-lysine-acetyltransferase activity. Lineage: Eukaryota; Viridiplantae; Streptophyta; Magnoliopsida; Malpighiales; Euphorbiaceae.